Penicillium griseofulvum is the source of this 786-nucleotide messenger RNA. RefSeq lists its product as uncharacterized. The transcript is spliced from 3 exons. Bases 1 to 786 code for a protein of 261 amino acids. NCBI's taxonomy places the organism in Eukaryota, Fungi, Ascomycota, Eurotiomycetes, Eurotiales, Aspergillaceae. The record is from RefSeq and is a predicted model, not a curated record.
AUGACCUCGCAAGUCGAUGCAGAUAUUCGUUCAAGUCUUCUCAACAUCAGUAGAUUAGUCCGCGAAGUUGGAGAUAGAGAAAUUUCCCGUGUGAUUGAAGAAAUCAUACAAUGCCCCGAUCAAAUUGUCGCUCUCCAUGACGCGUUCAGAAGAAAGCUGAAACGCAGAUCGAGGAAGUCAGAUUCGGAAUUAGCCUUGAAAGAACGCGAGAACUGGUUCCUAAACUUUUCAUCAACAAAAGGCGAAAAGCUCAAGUCCACAACAGCUAAUGCGCUUGCCCGUCUCACAAGGAAUUGGGAUCUAUCGACGGAGCAAAUCAAAAAUUUACUCGUAUGCUCGGUACUGUGGGCUAAAAGCCCUGGUCUAUUUUGGACUGGUGGUCCUUCAGAUGAAAAUAUCACCCGCCGCUGCUACAAUGAUCUGAAUGCGAUUGAUGAACUUUCUCCUUUGCGACGAAGAAUCCUAUUGGUCACUAUUUCACAACAAGUCCAGCAAACCCAGAAAGCCCAGCCAAACACCGAGCCUACCGGAAGGAAGAGAUCCAGAGGAACAACAGACUGGCACCGGCGAGAUCAAGAAUGUCUCCACAAUGCAAUGUGCUCCUUAACGCAGCAGCUUUGGCCCGAUCUCACGGCCGAGAAACAGCAGAAGAUCCAGGACAAAAUUACCCGAUAUUCCCUAGCCGGGUGGAAAUGGCGCCAGCUCAAAGCUAAGGAAAUGAUCCUUGCUUUCCAAAACAUCAAUGUAACCCAGUAUGGUCCUAGCAUUAAACGAUUAGUGGGAUAA